Messenger RNA from Zygotorulaspora mrakii, 786 nucleotides. It is a transcript of the gene NSA2, whose product is annotated as rRNA-processing protein NSA2. The record is from RefSeq and is a predicted model, not a curated record. The transcript has a single exon. Lineage: Eukaryota; Fungi; Ascomycota; Saccharomycetes; Saccharomycetales; Saccharomycetaceae. Gene Ontology annotation, cellular component: preribosome, large subunit precursor; nucleolus. Gene Ontology annotation, biological process: maturation of LSU-rRNA; maturation of 5.8S rRNA. Bases 1 to 786 code for a protein of 261 amino acids.
AUGCCUCAAAACGAGUAUAUUGAACAACAUAUCAAGCAACAUGGUCGUAGAUUAGACUACGAAGAGCGUAAGCGUAAAAGAGAGGCAAGAGAAGUCCACAAGAUAUCUGAAAAAGCCCAAAAACUAACUGGUUGGAAGGGUAAACAAUUUGCUAAGAAGAGAUAUGCCGAAAAGGUCGCAAUGAAGAAGAAAAUUAAGGCACACGAACAAUCGAAGGUUAAAGGAGGUUCUAAACCAUUGGAUGAGUCUGGAGAUGCAUUACCAACAUAUUUACUGGAUAGAGAACAAACUAAUACAGCAAAGGCAAUUUCAUCAUCUAUCAAACAGAAAAGAUUAGAAAAGGCAGACAAAUUCUCAGUACCAUUACCAAAAGUUCGUGGUAUUAGUGAAGAAGAAAUGUUUAAAGUGGUCAAAACCGGUAAAUCGAAGACUAAAUCCUGGAAAAGAAUGAUAACAAAGCAUACUUUUGUUGGUGAAGGAUUCACCAGAAGACCGGUAAAGAUGGAAAGAAUUAUAAGACCGUCUGCUCUCAGACAAAAAAAGGCAAACGUUACACAUCCGGAAUUAGGCGUAACUGUUUUCCUCCCAAUACUGGCAGUCAAGAAGAACCCUCAAAGUCCUAUGUACACGCAGUUAGGUGUUCUGACAAAGGGUACUGUCAUCGAAGUAAACGUAUCAGAACUUGGUAUGGUCACGUCAGGCGGUAAGGUUGUCUGGGGUAAGUACGCCCAAGUUACCAACGAGCCAGAUAGAGACGGGUGUGUCAAUGCCGUUUUACUUGUAUGA